UCAGUCAUGUGAUCAGCUGUGUCCAAUCACAGCUGAUCACAUGUAAACAGGGAAAUGCCAGGUAUCGCUGUCAGCAGGGGACAUGUACACAGAUCACAGAGCACUGAUGAUCAGUGUGCCCUGAUGAUCUGUGUAGCCCCAGCAGUGCCACCUGUCAGUGUCCAUCACUGCCAGCUCUCAGUGCUCAUCCAUGCCACCUGCCAGUGCCCAUCAGUGCCACAUUUCAGUACCCAUCAGUGCUACAUCAAUGCCACAUAUCAGUGCCCAUCUGACCUACCUUUCAGUGUCACCCAUCAGUGCCAGUCAGUGCCACCUAUCAAUGCCAGUCAGUGCCACCUAUCAGUGCUACCAAUCAGUGCCACAUAUCAGUGCCAGUCAGUG
Molecule: messenger RNA, 381 nt
Organism: Staurois parvus
Lineage: Eukaryota; Metazoa; Chordata; Amphibia; Anura; Ranidae
Source: the annotation of a GenBank genome assembly